UACUCUCGGGCUGGAUGCAGCUAUGAGUUUUCCCCGGUGUCCUGGAGCUCCUAACGUCCUCACACUGCUGGUUCUGCUCAUACAUGUGCUUUCAAGCGCUUUAGCCAAGAGACACGUUGUCUACUGGAACUCCACAAACACGAGGCUAACAAGUGACGACUACUCCGUCCAGGUGAAUCUGAACGAUUACCUGGACAUCCUGUGUCCUCACUACCCACCCGACUCCCCGCUGCCAGGCUCACCGGAGACGCUGGCGCUCUACCUGGUGGCAGAGAGCCAGUUUCGGGGUUGCCAGGAGACAAAAGGGGCGAUAAAGCGGUGGGAGUGUAACAGCCCCCACGCCCCCUUCGGCCCUGUAAGGUUCUCUGAGAAAAUCCAGCGUUUCACACCUUUCUCCCUGGGCUUCGAGUUCCUUCCAGGACACCACUACUACUACAGCUCUCUGUCCACAGAUGAUGGGCCCCCCCUUCCUUGCAUGAAGCUGAAAGUCACUGUGUGCUGCGAGCCCACAACGACUGGAAAAAAGCCGGAACAAGUUAAGGAAAGUCCAGCUCCCCGCAGUGGUGCUCAUCCCGGAAGAUCCAGUUCACUCCCUGUCCUUUCUCUUAUCCCUCUGUUUCUUGUUCUCUUUGUAUGAUCAUUGGAAGACUCAUCCCUAAUGAAGCUAAGAACCAACAGAUACCAACAGAGCAUCGACACAUCAACGCUGACGUAACAAAACCUUGUAUGGUAACUUUAUAAGACAAUGUUGUUCUAGUAAAAAAUCCACUGAUUAUUGAAAAAAUUCUGAAUAAUUCACUUGUUGAGAUGUACACUAAGUCAUUCAGAGUGGAUUGAUGUGACAUGGUACAUUGCAGAAAAGCUUACCCACCAAUUUAGUUACAGUGGUGGUGUAUGGAACCAGGGGUUGUCAUGUCUACAAUACAAAUAUAGCCAUUUUAUUUACUAUCCAAAACCAUCAGUGAACCUAUAUGUAUCUUCACUAUCUUAUGUGAUAGUGGUAAAGUUACCUUUGGGGAUUGUUUUGCCUAACAGCACCAUGCAUGUAGUUUGCGGCUGUGAGUGGACUUGAACUGUAUUCGUAACCUUUUUAUGUAAUAGUUUUCAUAACCAUUUCAUAACCAUAUUAAUACAUUUCUGUGAGAGAGCUUUUAGAGGCAUUAAACACUACCAACAUCUGGUUCCCAUCGCCACCACUGU
Molecule: messenger RNA, 1200 nt
Organism: Colossoma macropomum (tambaqui)
Lineage: Eukaryota; Metazoa; Chordata; Actinopteri; Characiformes; Serrasalmidae
Product: ephrin-A4
Exons: 5
Coding region: 23-637 (204 amino acids)
Biological process (GO): ephrin receptor signaling pathway; axon guidance
Cellular component (GO): plasma membrane
Molecular function (GO): ephrin receptor binding
Source: RefSeq, a predicted model, not a curated record